Molecule: messenger RNA, 1755 nt
Organism: Fusarium falciforme
Lineage: Eukaryota; Fungi; Ascomycota; Sordariomycetes; Hypocreales; Nectriaceae
Product: Arylsulfatase
Exons: 6
Coding region: 1-1755 (584 amino acids)
Biological process (GO): phenol-containing compound metabolic process
Molecular function (GO): glycosaminoglycan binding; N-acetylglucosamine-6-sulfatase activity; arylsulfatase activity
Source: RefSeq, a predicted model, not a curated record
AUGAUUUUUACCACCUUUGGCCUAUGCGCGCUACUUGCGCCACUGGCUGCUGCGACAAAGGCGAAACCCAACAUCAUCCUCAUCUUGGUAGACGAUCAAGAUGUGCAGAUGGAGUCGCUGAAGCACAUGCCAUUGCUUAAGCAGCAUAUGGCAGACGAAGGGACUCUAUACCAAAGUCACUACUGGUAUGUCUCUGGUUCGAAGUCUAUCGCUUUUAAGGUUAAUAUCCUCACUGGCAAGAUGUCACACAACACGAAUGUCACGGAUAUUGUCGCUCCGUAUGGUGGAUAUCCCAAGUUCAUUAGCCAAGGCCUCAAUGACAACUAUCUGCCGGUUUGGCUUCAGGAUGCCGGUUACUCCACGUACUACGCUGGCAAGCUCUUUAAUGCCCACACCACCGACAACUAUGACAAGCCUCAUGCUGCUGGAUGGACUUCUUCCAACUUCUUGCUCGACCCAUUCACCUACAGCUAUUGGAACGCCACAUGGCAAGAGGACAAGAAACCGCCCGUCAGCCGCGAGGGAUCCUACAACACCGACGACCUUGCGGCCAGUACCAUCAACUACAUUCGACAGGCGCAUUCUGCUGGGAGGCCCUUCUUCAUAGGAAGUGCCCCUAUUGCGCCUCACACCGAAGUCAUCCCAAAACCAGGCACGUAUGCCGGCAAUGUUUCACCCGAUGACCCUGCCUUCCAGCCUGAGGUAACACCGCCUAGGCCUGCUCCUCGUCAUGCCAACAUGUUUGCCAACCUGAAAGUCCCAAGGACACCUGACUUUAACCCGGAAAAGCCUAGUGGCGUCCAUUGGGUGGCCAAGCUUCCCCGCCUGAACCAGGCCGAGAUCGACUACAACGACGAGUUUUUUAGGCUCCGUCUGCAAUCACUUCAGGCCGUCGAUGAGAUGGUCGAAAGAAUUGUGAAAGAGCUCGAGAUUCUUGAUAUCUUGGACAACACUUAUAUCAUCUACACGAGCGAUAACGGGUAUCAUAUUGGGCAACACCGUCUUCCGCCGGGCAAAGAGUGCGGCUUCGAAACAGAUAUCAACGUUCCCCUUCUCAUUAGAGGACCAAACGUGCCCAGGGGUAUGAUCAGCGAUGUCAUGACAAGCCACACUGAUCUCGCCCCGUCCAUCUUCCGAAUGGCUGGCAUCGCCCCACGAUCUGACUUUGAUGGCAUCUCUGUACCUCUCACCAGAGAGGAAAUGACAAGAGGAAAGCCCAGUCGACCUGAGCAUAUGGGAAUUGAGUUUUGGGGGCUUGCGAUGGAUGAGGGCCUGAAUGGUACGAUGAUAACUAUUAACAACACUUACAAGGGAAUUCGCCUACACAGCGAAAAUUUCAACCUUUACUACUCGGUCCAGUGCACGAAUGAACAUGAGUUGUAUGACAUGACAGUCGACCCUUACCAGAUCAACAACCUCUUGCCUUCCGGCGCAAAUGCCACUGGAAUGCCUAUUGUUGACUAUGCCAAGUCAAAGGCCAGGAUCGACGGUCACUCCCUUCUCGGAGUUGUCAGCCGCCUCGACGCGCUCAUGAUGGUUAUGAAGAGCUGCCGCGGCGAGACUUGCAUCAAGCCAUGGAAUGUUUUGCAUCCCAAGGGUGAUGUAAACACACUCGAAGAUGCCUUGCAGGGGAAGUACGACGAUUUCUACAUGCGCUCUGCCAAGGAGAACUCUGUUAGCUUUUCCAUGUGCACGCAAGGGUAUCUAGUGGGCGCGGAAGGGCUUCAGAACCCUUUUAUCUAUGAGGGUUAUUGA